Molecule: messenger RNA, 1441 nt
Organism: Suncus etruscus (white-toothed pygmy shrew)
Lineage: Eukaryota; Metazoa; Chordata; Mammalia; Eulipotyphla; Soricidae
Product: zinc finger protein 664-like
Exons: 1
Coding region: 215-1426 (403 amino acids)
Source: RefSeq, a predicted model, not a curated record
CAGCCAGCCCUCCUGGAACAAGGUAGAUUCUUUGCUGUUGGACACAAUCUGGAGAGAACCGCCCUGCCUGCAUCCCCAUGGGAAUGAUGAUUCGGGGGACAUAUGUUCUGGAGUGGGGCAGAGUGAAGAGAACAUCCUUGAAGCAGCACCAUCAUCCACUGAGCACAACACUCCUGAAUCUGCUUCACCUAAUCUUUGGACAGAGACCCCCGCAAUGGGGCCUCUUUGGGCUGAGCAAACAUCAGUGUUUGCUCUGAGCCCUUCACAGCGACAGGCUCACAACCAAUGUGGGGGUGCUUUCCCUUGUGCUCAGCACCAUGAUGUACCCUUGAAAACUCCCAGUACACAGGAUUCCUCUACUCAUCAGCAAGGUGGACAUGCUCUCGGUCAACUCUCACAGCCAGGUGACCCAAAGAAGGUCAAUAAACAAAAGAAACGUCAUAUAUGUCCCGAAUGUGGAAAGGCUUUCCGAAACCUUUCAGACAUUAGAGUGCAUAUGAAUACUCAUACUGGAGAGAAGCCUUACAUAUGUAAGGAGUGUGGGAAGGCCUUCUCUCAGUCUUCAAACCUCAUUCGCCACUUCAUGAGUCACACUAGAGAGAAACCUCAUGUAUGUGAUGAUUGCGGGAAGGCCUUCAAAUUCUUCUCAGACCUUCGUAAACAUAGGAAAAGUCAUAGUGGAGAGAAACCUUAUGCAUGUGAGGAGUGUGGGAAGACCUUCACUGUUGCCUCAAGUCUUAUUAGACACUGGAAAAUACAUACUGGCGAAAAACCCUACAUCUGUAAGGAGUGUGGGAAAGCCUUCAGUCGAUUUUCAAGCCUUACAAUCCACCUGAAAAUUCAUACAGGAGAGAAACCGUAUUCAUGUGAGGAGUGUGGAAAGUCCUUCAAUCAGUCCUCAGCCCUUUAUAUGCACAAGAGAAUUCAUACAGGAGAGAGGCCUUAUUCAUGUCGGGAGUGUGGGAAGACCUUUGUUUCUUCCUCAACUCUUUCUAUGCACAAGAACAUUCAUACAGGAGAGAAGCCUUAUUCAUGUCAGGAGUGUGGAAAGGCCUUCAGUUCUUCCUCAACCCUUUCUAAGCACAAGAAUAUUCAUACAGGAGAGAGGCCUUAUUCAUGUCAGGAGUGUGGAAAGGCCUUCAGUUCUUCCUCAACCCUUUCUAAGCACAAGAAUAUUCAUACAGGAGAGAGGCCUUAUUCAUGUCAGGAGUGUGGGAAGGCUUUUGCUCAGUCCUCAGCCCUUUAUAUGCAUAAGAAAAUUCAUACAAGAGAGAGGACUUAUUCAUGUCAGAAGUGUGGGAAGGCCUUUACUUCUUCCUCAACCCUUUCUAAGCACAUGAAAAUUCAUAAAAGAGAGAGAGACCUUAUUCCUGUCAGGUAUGUGGGAAGGCCUUUCCUUCUUCCUCAAUCCUUUCUUUGCUCUUGACUAUUCAUAUAGGAG